This is a messenger RNA of Xenopus tropicalis (tropical clawed frog), 1507 nucleotides long. RefSeq lists its product as uncharacterized. The coding region runs from base 35 to 1294 and encodes 419 amino acids. The record is from RefSeq and is a predicted model, not a curated record. The transcript is spliced from 2 exons. Lineage: Eukaryota; Metazoa; Chordata; Amphibia; Anura; Pipidae.
UUUCCUUUCUCUGAAUUCAGGCGCUAGAUAGGGAAUGAGAGGGCUGAGUGCAGAGAGACAGCGAGAGAGACAGCGAGAGAGACAGGCGCAGAGCUUUGCAGGUACCAAUACAAUGAAUUAUCUGGAAGACACAUCUCCGUGCCCUCUAAGUGAGGAGGAGAGCAGACUGGCCUAUGGAGCGAAGCAGAGAGCCUUGGAUAUUCUAGUUGAUGCCCUGAGGAAACAGGACAGUGUUUUGGUGGAGAAUGCAGGGGAAUAUGGUCAUUCUGUGGGACGGCGCCCGUCUCUCUCCCCUCACCUGGUGCUCAGUCUGAGGGCUGAACUGGAGCGAGUGACUUUCGUCAAAGUGGCCCACCCAUUCUAUGCCAUUUGUUACAUCUACCCCAGAUCACAUGAGAGGAUAAUAUAUCUGGGCCCCCGAUUCUGGAAACAAGGGCAGUUCCUAGGGGCAGAUUCCCGGCCUGGGUUACUGAUCAAAAAGGCGGCGCAGUUUCUGCUUCACCAAAUUCCCGGCGCGGUGCCGGCGGAACAUGGUACAGUCGUGCAAGGGCAACGCCAUGAAGCGCUUUCAGCCAAUCAGAUUCGCAGGGAGUUUGAAAGGGUCUUGAAACAUCGGGGAAUUUACACAGGGCACUUCUACUUAUGCUGCGGGGAAACAGCCCGGGAUUCGGUUUGUGAGGAUUCUUUUUACAGUUCCAGACCAUGGUUACUGAGUGAGGAAGAGUGGGGAAUGGCAGAGGAAGCAAAGCAGAGAACCCUGAGGAUUCUAUUUGAUGCUCUGGAGAAGAAGGACUGUCUCUUAGUGGAGAAUCCUGAGGAUUUUGUUGGCGUUCAAAGACUGAGAAAUUGCCCCCUGAUCCCCAUCUGCUUGGUGCAAGAUCUGAUCAGUAAUCUUGUGAGUGUUAGAUUUAGGAGGGGACACGGUGUAAAUAUUGUUCUGGAAUAUUUAGGCAACAUUAUUAUUUAUCUGAGCCCCCAGUUUUGGCAACAAAAGGAGAUGUUGGAGUGCGGGUCCCGCCCUGGAACCCUCAUUCUGGAACUGUCCGAGUUUCUGGGGUAUAAACGAUGCUGGAAGGGACCUGAAGAGGCAGAUGAGGUUGUUCAAGAACAGCCACAUAAUUUCCCACUUACGGCUUAUAGUAUCUGCUGGGUAUUUGAAACCUGGAUGAGCCACGCAGGGUCCUACUCUGGGACCUAUUCCUGCUGCGGGGAGAAGGCGAGGGAUUCUGUGUGUGCUCUCUCUCACCUGAGCGUCUGUUUGAAUGAUAUAACCCCGCCCCCUCUAACACCUUAAAGAACAUCAGAAUCAUCUUCCAUCUAUAGUGGUCACAUAUACAGUAAUGGUUCCCUGUACAGUAGUGGUUCCAUGUACAGUGGUCACAUAUACAGUAAUGGUUCCAUGUACAGUAGUGGUUCCAUGUACAGUGGUCACAUGUCAUCAGUAGUAGGAAAGCAUUUGGAAGGGGUAAUAAGGGAUAGGAUAGUUGAAUACAUUGCAGUUCACAAU